AUGACUCAGAAUUGGGACUCCACAACUUUUCCACAUUCAGGUGUGAUAGAUCUUAUGGAUACUUAUGGAAGUAAUAGCGAUAAGGACAGUGGUGGUGGUGUCCUCAUUGCUGUUGGUUCUUCUCUUCUUUGCGCCCAACUAACUACUUCUGUGACUGAUGUUGAGUGCGUCUUCGUGAAGGUUCUUACUAAGGCACUGCCUCUCAUUCUGUGUGCAGCCUAUAUUCCCCCUAACAUGCCUAUUUCCAAAUAUAAACGCUUUUGUGAUUCCGUAAUAGAUGUAGCCUCAUCCAAUCCUGCAAUCGAUAACUUUGUUAUUCUUGGUGACUUCAAUCAACCUGACACAAACUGGAAAGAUACGUCUUCCUGUUCGCUCAGCAGCGCCUCUCAAAGUCUUGUCGGCUUGGCAGAACUGCUUCAGCUUUAUCAGCACAACAGGAUUGUAAAUCACCGAGGUGUUAUUCUCGACCUAGUUUUUACUCCUUUUACUGACACGAUAGUAAGCCCAGCUGAUGAUGUGAUAAUCCCCGAGGAAUUAAAUCACCCACCACUAAAUUUUUCAAUCAACCUCAAUUGUGCGAAGACCAAUUCGAACCCUUGCUCAAGUCACAACUUCAGACGAUGCAACUUGGAUGCCGUCUUUGCCUGGAUACAGGGAUUGUCUUACCCAACGGUUGAUUCCACUAAAGCUGAGAAACACUUCACUAUAUUCUGUAGGAACCUUGCCGAUGUUAUCAAGCUUAACUAUCCCAAUAGGAACUCCAAAAGAUCAACCUUUCCCAAGUGGUUUACUGCUGAGCUCAGGCGCCUGGUGAUCGAGAAGAAAACUGUCCAUAGGCAUUUCAAAGAGACUGGUGAUCUCUCCUUAUACGAUUCUUUUAGAAAACUUAGAAAUCGGUGCAGGCAGUUAGCCGGUGAGUGCUAUCGUGACUAUACAAACUAUGUGGAGUCCGCCAUUCCUAAUAACAUUAAGGUUUUUUGGGCACACAUCAACAAUCUGAAGAAAGCAAACAUCACAUCGAACCUGGUGUAUAAUGAUGUUGAAGUGGAUGAACCUAGCGGCCAAUGCGAGCUAUUUGCUGAUUACUUUUCGUCAGUCUAUACCAACAUGUCACUCCCAUCAUCUGACUUUGACUUUAGAACUUCUGUCAACCUACAUAGCCUCGUUUUAACUGCUCAACAAGUGGAAUCAAAACUUAAAGCCCUUGAUCCCUAUAAGGGAAUGGGUCCGGACUCUCUACCUCCUGCGGUGAUCAAGUACUGCAGUCCAGUUUUGGCCCCACAUCUCUCAAUUUUUUUCAACACACUGCUCGCCAGUGGCACCUUCCCUGCAAAUCUGAAGAUUAGUUUUAUCACCCCUAUUUUCAAAUCUGGUGAGCGAUCCAAUGUAACCAAUUAUAGGCCGAUAGCCAUUCAGUCGGUGCUUGCAAAGGUUUUUGAGAGCCUUGUGGUGGAUAAACUUGUAUUUGAUCUCAAGCAUGUAAUCGCUGAGGAACAACAUGGCUUUAGGAGUGGUCGAUCGUCCUCUACCAAUCUCCUGGUGCUAUGUCACAUCUGCAUUUUCCAGGCGGAGGCAGGUCAAUUGCAUACUGCUCGACUUCUCAAAGGCGUUUGA
This is a messenger RNA of Homalodisca vitripennis (glassy-winged sharpshooter), 1614 nucleotides long. RefSeq lists its product as uncharacterized. The coding region runs from base 1 to 1614 and encodes 537 amino acids. The record is from RefSeq and is a predicted model, not a curated record. The transcript has a single exon. Lineage: Eukaryota; Metazoa; Arthropoda; Insecta; Hemiptera; Cicadellidae.